Molecule: messenger RNA, 895 nt
Organism: Desarmillaria tabescens
Lineage: Eukaryota; Fungi; Basidiomycota; Agaricomycetes; Agaricales; Physalacriaceae
Exons: 2
Coding region: 221-721 (166 amino acids)
Source: RefSeq, a predicted model, not a curated record
UCGAUCGCUUGAAAUAAACCAAGUCACCAACACCCGUUUCGUCACACGCGUAUGCGGUCUGACUCCUGGGUUGAAUAACCUUACGAUCUGGCGGUGGAAGCGCAUCAGAGGACCCUUGAUACAUUGUGAACAUGCCCGAUUGACCAAAAUUGUGCUGGGAGAGGGAAACGACAAUCUGGACGAGCUGUUACGAGCCCUGACACUGCCCGCCCUCUCGGAGAUGGAAAUGCAUUACUGCACAUGGAGCAUUUCCGCCUUGACUGCGUUCCUACAGCAAUCGAGAUGCCAACUUCAUGCAAUCACCAUUUUCGGUGGUGAUCCUACAUCCCCAAUUCACUUGUUCCCACUCUACCGUUUCUUAACCCAGCUUCGACAUCUCACAAUUAAUCUUGUCGUCACAGACCAGUCGAUCACCCGUUUGACAACCGAUCAGCUGCUGCUACCCCAUCUCGACACUAUCUGUGUAAACACGAAAAACCCUGUCGUACAAAAGGCGCAUAAGCUUCGACUAUUUGUUGAUCUUUUCCAUUCUCGUUGCGGGUUGGACGGACCAGGGAAAAUCUCUCAGAGUCAGAUGUCCAGUAUUGAAUUUCGCCUGUCCCGUUUACCUGAUGCGCAUGACGAAAGUCUGGAAACCGCUCAUACACUCGUGUCCACGCUUCGGCUCAAAGCACGGAUCUCCAUGGAUAGGAUGAUCGUAUACGCGCAGAUCCAAAGUUGAACCCACAUCCUUAGCCGCGGAUGCCUGUGCGAUCAAAUAGUGCCUUCGAACGUAGGAACGAUGCAAACAUAUCCUUAUUUUUACAACCUGGAAGUCUACCUGUCCUUUAUAAGGGUUUUGAUGCAAGGCCGGGACUUCUUGUCAGGACAGCUUUCUCCCGUCGUUUGUGCCAGU